AUGAAGUUCACUACUGUUUUCGCUGCUGCUCUGGCCGUUGCUGGCCUGGUCUCUGCUGAGGCCCCCCUUCGCUCGCACGAGCUGAAGGCCCGCCACGCUACUGAGAACAACCUCGAGAAGCGCGGUGGUGGCAAGCUUACCUGGUACGCUGGCUACAUGCUCGACAACCCUGCUUGCGGUGGCUCGACCCCCAACGACGGUGACCUUAUUGUCGCUGUCGCUCAGAACGGUGGCUACGGCUCCUGCAACCAGAAGGUUCAGCUCUCGUACCAGGGCAAGUCUGUCCAGGCCACCAUCCGUGACUACUGCGACGGUUGCGGCUACGGUCACUUCGACGCCACCAAGGGUCUCUUCAAGCACUUCGCUGGCCUUGAUGAGGGUGUCCUGACCGGUAUCGACUUCAAGCUUCUCUAA
Molecule: messenger RNA, 414 nt
Organism: Malassezia japonica
Lineage: Eukaryota; Fungi; Basidiomycota; Malasseziomycetes; Malasseziales; Malasseziaceae
Exons: 1
Coding region: 1-414 (137 amino acids)
Source: RefSeq, a predicted model, not a curated record